This is a messenger RNA of Arachis stenosperma, 3002 nucleotides long. RefSeq names its product UBP1-associated protein 2B-like. The coding region runs from base 147 to 1703 and encodes 518 amino acids. Gene Ontology annotation, molecular function: RNA binding. Lineage: Eukaryota; Viridiplantae; Streptophyta; Magnoliopsida; Fabales; Fabaceae. The record is from RefSeq and is a predicted model, not a curated record. The transcript is spliced from 2 exons.
GCGUUAAGCAAUGAAGUGGGUGUAAGGAAAAAAAACUACGCUUUUCUCUCUCUAUAUCCCUCUUCCCCCAAAAGUUUCCCCCUUUCUCUUUCUCUCUCUGCAAACCCUAGCUCCGUUCCUUCACCGCCAUCACCAUCACAAUCACCAUGGCUAAGAAGCGAAAGGUUCGACCUUCCGAGCCCGAACCCCCCAAACAAGAGCAAGAGCAAGAGCAAGAGCUUCAACAACAACAGCCACCACACGAAGAACUAACCUUAGAUCAACAACAAAGCAUGACCAUCGAUGACGCAGCGCCACAACAAGACCAACCUCAAAACGACGUCGCAAUAGAAGAAGAACAAAACAACGAAGGAGAAGGAGAAGAAGAAGCAGAAGAAGAACAGCAACAGGAGGAUCAGCAGCAACAACAGCAAGGAGGAGGAGAAACCCUAGAAAGCCAGGAAGCGCAGAUUCAACAGCAGGCUUCGGGUUCGGAUUCGGUUCGGGCCGAGGCUAACGGCUCCGAGCAGCAACAGGAAGAGGAGGACCUCGAUUUGGAAGACGAGCCAAUCGAGAAGCUUCUAGAACCCUUCACGAAGGAGCAGCUACACUCCCUUGUCAAGCAAGCCGUCGAGAAGCACCCCGAUUUCGCCGAAACCGUUCGCCAGCUGGCAGAUGUGGACCCCGCACACCGGAAGAUCUUCGUCCAUGGGCUUGGUUGGGACACUACCGCAGAAACCCUAACCGCCGUGUUCGGAAAAUACGGCGAAAUUGAAGACUGCAAGGCCGUGACGGACAAAAUCUCCGGAAAAUCGAAGGGAUACGCGUUCAUCCAAUUCAAGCACCGCGCCGGAGCGCGAAGGGCGCUUAAGCAGCCGCAGAAGAAGAUUGGGAACAGAACAACUUCGUGUCAGUUGGCCUCUGCGGGACCAGUUCCGUCGCAGCAGGCCGCCGCGCCGGGUGCCCCGGUUGUGUCAGAGUAUACACAGAGGAAGAUCUUUGUUAGCAAUGUGAGUGCGGAGAUUGAUCCUCAGAGGCUUCUGGAAUUCUUCAAGCAGUUCGGGGAGAUUGAGGAUGGGCCUCUUGGGAUUGACAAGCAGACAGGGAAGCCUAAAGGGUUCGCUCUUUUCGUGUACAAAACAGUUGAGAGUGCGAAGAAGGCGUUGGAGGAGCCAAACAAGAACUUUGAAGGGCACACCCUUUAUUGCCAGAAGGCUGUUGAUGGUCCCAAAGGGUUCAAUAAGGGUGGAUUUCAUCAGCAGCAGCAUCACCAUCAACAGCACUAUCAGCACCAAUCACAUCACCAUCAUCAGGGUCACUUUCAUAGGAAGGAUAAGAACAAGUAUUCCGCUGGUGGGCCUGCACAUGGCGGUGGUGGUGGUCACUUGAUGGCGCCGUCGGCUCCAGGGCCUGCUGUUGGAGGUUACAACCCUGGUGUGCCACCUGCUGCUGCGGCGCAGGGUCUCAACCCUGCACUUGGGCAGGCGCUGACGGCGUUGCUUGCUAAUCAGGGUGCCGGAUUGGGACUUGGGAACCUGCUUGGAGGGAUCGGUGGUGCUCCUGUGAACCAGCCUGGUCCACCUGCUGGUGGAUAUGGGACUCAGCCAGCUAUGGGAUAUGGGAACCAGCCGGGGAUGCAGCCGCAGUACCAGAAUCCUCAGAUGGGGCAGAGUAGUGGGGUUAGGCCUCACCCCGGUGCUGGCGCACCUUACAUGGGUCAUUAGGCAACAAUUGGUGACACAUGCUGGUGUGUUCGUCUCGCUGCAUAUAAGUGUCAAGUGUGCUCUGGUUUGUAGUGAAUGUCGUGGAGAAGAUCUGUUGGGUGCUAUCAUGUUACCAUCUUUGGACUUAACAAUGGGUAUGUUUUUUUAUUUAUUUUUCUUGCUGCUGCAAAUGAUUUGGGAAGGUUUGAGUCAGGUAUCAUUUCUUAUUUUGACUUGCAGAAACUCUUAAUUGUUAUUGAAGAUAUUGUGUUUUUUCCCAGUUCUGCGAACCUAUGCAUAUUAUUUCAACAUUUAUGGGGACAUGUGUUGGAAAAAGAAUUUUUAAUUUGAUUUUACUAUGUGAUUGGAGUUGUAGUUCAGUGAAUGAUGAAAAAGAGAAAGUGUUUUCCCUUAAUCUGUAUUUCAUUCAUACAAAGAUAAAACUAAACUUUGAGUUUUUUAUCAUACAAUCAAUUUUGUCCCCUCAAGAUGACAACCUUUGUGAGAUAUUCUUUAACAUUUUGAGUAUAUAACGGAUAGCAUAAAGAUAUUGAUGAUGCAGUUUCAGAAAGGCAUCAUGAUGAUGGAGAGGCAGUUGACAUGUUUUCUCAAGUCAUGAUGGUAUUCUUGGCUCGCCGUGUGAUUAAGCAUAGUGUUCAUGUUUUAGGUUGAAUGGAGCUGAUAAAUCUCUAGAGGUGUUAUUAGGCAAGGAGUUAUGUAUGGGAAAAUCUAUUGGUGCUUCUUUCUUUGAAUUGGAAAACUUCUAGAGAGAAGGGUGUUCAAAGUAUAAUUAGUCAUAUUAAAAAAGGUUUUGCAUGCUAUUAACACACAAAUUUAUGAUUGCAGUGGUUAAUUAACUUUCGUGGAUUAUUGUUUGCAACUACCAUUGCAUGCCUUUGAACUGUAUUCUUUGUAUUUGUGUUUGCCAUUAGUUUGUUGAUUUGGAACAGGCAAUGACGACAGCCGACCAAAGCCACUCUGAUUUCUUCUCUUUAGCCUUACACUCACCUCCUUUUUUACUUCACUCACGAAUUGGCAUCUUGUGCAAUAUAUGGCCAACUACCAUUAAUAUAUGACCAAAAAAACUAAAUGUUUAUAUGAAGUGUAAUGUGAAUGCAUUAAAUGGUGAUUUAGUUGGGUUCUUACCUUGGUCCAUCUCCAACAAGUGGAAGCAACAGAAGUAACUUUGAACCUUGCAAGACUCUAGAUCAAUGGCUUAUUUUCCGAAAUAUUUACCAAAAUUUUAUGAUGUAGGAUAGUUGAAGUGAAUAUAAUAUAUCGAUACUAAUAUAACAUGUUCUAAUCACGUUAUUAACAAGU